UGUGGUUGCAAAAAGCGCACUGUAGACUUUAUGCACACAAAAUGAACAAACUGCGUGAAAGGCUCUGAGGCAAGGGUAUGAAGUCGGAUUAUAAAACCGAAGCUCCAAAGAAACACAGCUCAGCAAAGGUGUUUAGCGCCAUCACGGAUGUCUACCGAGAUGAAGGGGUGAACCCGACUUCACACCAAGAGAGCCUUGCCACUCUGGUGGAGAGGGCUGAGAGGCUGCUGAAGGGCAGAACUGAAGGGGGAGACAAGCAGGCCAUUUUCCUGCUGGGACAGCUGUACUAUUAUGAGGGGCGCUAUGCGGAGGCAGAGAGAAGCUUUGACGGCAUUAAGGACAACGACCCCAGAGCCCUCUUCCAGCUAGCUGUCAUGUAUUAUGAUGGCCUGGGCACUGCUAAGGAUCAUCCCAGGGCAGUGGACUACAUGAGGAGAGUAGUCCAGUGGAACAGCCCAGAGGCAGGCUCUAUCAGAUACACUGCUCUGUAUCACAUUGGCAUAGCCUACCUGGAGGGCUAUGGGGUCCAGCAAUCCAAUACAGAGGCAGAAAGUUACUGGCUCCUUGCUGCUGAUGAGGGAAACCCCAAAGCCUGUGUAAAAGCUCAGAGUUCACUGGGUAUGUUCUACUCUAGACCUGAGACAUAGGACCUUAAAAGGGCGUUCUUCUGGCACUCAGAGGCCUGUGGCAAUGGCAGUCUGGAGUCCCAGGGUGCACUGGGGAUCAUGUACUUGUAUGGUCAGGGCAUCCAGCAGGACCCCAAGGCUGCCAUGGAGUGCCUGAAGGAAGCGGCUGAGCAGGGGAGUGUGUACGCCCAGGCCUACCUGUCUGCCUACUACUACCACAGGAAGCUCUACUCCAGAGCAGCAGCCCUUGCCAAAAGAAUUUCCAAUUACGAUGACAUCGCCAGGGUCACUGACUGCCUGCCUGAAUACGUCACUAAGGGUGUGGCCAUUGCUCUUUUCUACUACGCCCGCUGUCUGGAACUGGGAAAGGGGGUUCCUCAGAGCAAGGAACAGGCCUGGCAAUACUUCACUAAGGCUGCUCUGCUAAACACAGAAGUAUGCAAGGACCUCCAGAUGGACAUCAUCUUCAGCAGAAUGUAGCGAUCCACCAUCAUGACCCUAGUUAAGGAGUCCACAUAGCAGUCUCCUCCGUUGCUUUGAGAUGACCUGAGUAAAUAACAUCAGACCUGAAUGCUUUGUGUUCAGUGUGCGGGUUUGGUAUUGAUAAGAGUAUGUUGAUUGUGUGCCCAGUGUAAAUGAAGAAGUGUAAGAACUGUUAAAUACCUAUAGACUCCACACAUUAGAACGGUGUUACCGGUACUACUCUGCAUGAACCGGUGGUCCUUGAAUUCAGAUGAACCGGGGGUCCUUGAAUUCAGAUACAAUUUGUAGCAUCCAAAUUCAGAUGGUUCCAAUCAUUCAUACAAUUAUGAGGAGCUUACAUUGACAAGGAAUUAGCCUAAAAAAUAUUAGCUAACAAGUCAUACAUUUUUCUUUUGCAAUUUAUUGCUUAUAAAUGCUCUAAACAUUUUUUGGGUAAAAAUAAAAUCUAACAAUAAGUCACAAAUAAAAUUGUCACAAUGACUUUACAUGACAUAUUGCACAAUGAAGCCGUUCUACAAUGAACAUAAUGUAACAUAUUGGUGGGGAAUGUAUUUGAGGUCGGUAUGCAGCUUGUUUCUUCUAUAUAUGAGCACAACACUCAUCAUUUCACAACUAUUCACAUUUUGGAUCCAAAACAAAGUAAUCAAUCAAUAGCCUGGCUUUCUGCAACAGACCUUGGCAGUGGGACUGAUUUGUCAUUUUCAGCUACUGGAAAAAAAUUAAAUAAACAUGUAAGGUAGUAACAGGAACAGAAGCUUGUCUCCCUAGUUUGAGCACUACAUAAUCAAAUGCAUUCAGAUAAAGGUAGGGCAGAAUAACAGAAAGGACAUCAUCCAUUCAGCUUCAUCUCAUCGUUUAGCAUACCAUGCUGGAACAUUAUAGUACCUCUGUGUUGAUGUUACAUUUGUCUUCAUGAUCUAUCUGUUGAGUUAAAAUUAAAAAAUCAAGUUUGAACAAAAGAUAAUACAUAAUCCUUCAACGAGUGUCUCUCCCCUGAAAACCAAGACAACUAAAGCCAUGUUGAUCUCCAGGAGCACCUCCAUUUCCUUCACUGAGUGUGUGUGUGUUAGGCUGAGUCCCCAAAUGGCACCCUAUUCCCAACAGUGCACUACUUUAUGCCCUCUGG
Coregonus clupeaformis (lake whitefish) is the source of this 2235-nucleotide messenger RNA. RefSeq names its product LRP2 binding protein. NCBI's taxonomy places the organism in Eukaryota, Metazoa, Chordata, Actinopteri, Salmoniformes, Salmonidae. The record is from RefSeq and is a predicted model, not a curated record. The transcript has 9 exons. Gene Ontology annotation, molecular function: protein binding.